AUGUCUCCCCUAUCAACUGGCGAAACGAACUACCCGCCAUACCUCUUCAGAGUCACAACUCAAGGGCUCACUCAUGGAAGCUUCAAGCCUCCUUUUGUCUCACCACACCACGAUCAAGUCGGAAGAAACCAAGAUCUCCCUUCUGAUAUCUUUGCGAACGACAGAGUGUUCCUAAAAGUUGUGCUUGAUCAUCUGAAUGCGACACACCAGGACUGGGACUCCGAAAACGCCUUCAAGUCACCAUUCAUCUCCUUAACAUCCUCUUUAAGGUACGCCGUUGCGGUGGCAGAGAUCCAUUGCUACCGUUUACAUAAGAAACUCAAGAACGCUUCAAGAUUCGAUGUGCGUCAUCCAAUGGGAAGAGUUCUCCUCACUAUCAUCGACACGUCCUGCCUCUCGAAGCUGAUACGCUUGUGGGAUGCGCAAAAGUUGGUCAAUGAGUUCGGACUGAAUCUGAAGAACGCAAACAACCACUCCAUGGACGAAUUUCUGGCAUUUGGAACCGUCACAGGCUCUGCAACUUGUUCUCGGUCUCCGUUCACGAGCAUUGAUUACAUCCUCAUGAGAGAUGAUCUCUGUCGCUAUGCCCCCGAACUUGUUCAUUUCGGAAACCGCCUGACUUUCUGCGACUUUUGGGCCAGUGUCCCAUGUCAAGCGGCUCCCAGUUGGGACGAAUGUCAGCAUGCCUGGCAUAUUGCGAAGCAGUCAACAUAUCUCUCACUCAAGCUCGCUAUACCCAUGUUCUUCUACAUACUCUUCCUAAGAAAUAGGGUCGAUUGGAACACCAACCUCCUUGACCGGGGAAUCGAGUUCAUGUUACAGGAGGUACACCGCAAUUCCCAUAUUUUGAAAGAAUUCUUCCCUCAGGUCUGGACGUUCACCAGUGGCACCGGACAAGGUCAAUUGCACAUUACUAUUCUUGAUUACUUCUGGCCGCGCACCCAACCCUGUAGUGCUACGGUCACACAUCCAGUCGACUUUGUGCACAAGGCUUUGCUACGGCUAGCGCGAGUACUUCAUGACAGACAAGCGGAGCGGACGAAGAAGUACUUUAACAUGACUGUGCUUGGCUUGCUCGCUACCAAAAGCAUACGAGAUACCGCCCGUGCAAUCCUCAAAGCUAUCGACCGUAGCGAAAAGCCAAGCAGCAAAGGUGUGGACGAUGCGGUAGUACAAGACCUGACGCACGGGUAUAAAGCCUGGUUCAAUGCAUUCUCCCAGCAAGAGAAAGUGACUCUUUCCAAGAUUUUUGACUCACUCCAGAACAUCGCUACAAGAUUGGAGCCGAUCACAAAUGCAUCUGCCUACGUUCAAUUCUGGACGCUGGAACUUGCGCAGAUGCGCAGGAUGCUCGAACGACCUGCGACGCUCAAGAGGAAGAGAAGCACAGAGGUCUAUCCGUCGUCCGAGCCAAGUGACAGAUCCUCAAAGACACCACGGCUUGAAGAUCAGGCUCAACCUACUGGGGCAAAGACGGCCCCUGAGGGAUUUCUCCAGAUGCUCGAGAUUCCUGGCCCUGCCAUCUCUCUGUCGCAUGAAGUCCUUCCAAAUAAUGCUGCGCAAUCAGAAGGCAAUAGCACAGACCUGAUUGCAUCUAGAGUUGAAGAGGGGGAAAGACAAGAAGGCUUCUACGUGGUGACGAGAGCAAGGCUCGGUGACCAACAGCUCGAGUAUGAAGUAAAUUUCGAACUGACACAGGAAGCUACAGAUGAUCUUUCAACGAAACGCGCCACCUCUCCAACCAUAGACACUGGCCCAAUGGCCGCAGACAAUCAUCCGAAUGAGAUCGACACAACGACAAAUCUUGAGAGCGCCGACGAAGCGACAAAAAUGGCCCUAGAGGCAGAGGGUCUUCUGAAUCUUCGGGUUGUUGCAGCAACCCUUCCCGCUGAGUCCGUCGUCAAACAUAGCUCUGAGUCCAACAAUGGUUCAUCGAAUGUUGCCACCAUCUUUCGACCAAAGCUUCAGGACCAACAGUCACUAGAGCCCCUAAAUCCUCCUCCCCACGAGAAUGUUCUCAGCAACCAGAUCAAGAGUCCGCCUGGAGUCGUCAGAUCAAAUGGUACGUCAAGCGCUGAUGCAUCUUCAGCAGCAAUUGCAUGGCCUCCAACCGCUCUAGUGCAGAAUAGAUCUAGUCUAGAAGGUCUGUUUCCACGAGAAAGGGUGAGUUCACGCAUGUCUCAUUGCCCUGUCACCAUCCUGAGCCAUCGUUUGAAGCAUAUGGCCGUCCAGGCAGCCAUAAUAGCCCCUCCGGAGCGUCUUGAAGACAUGAUUGUGACCAAAUCGAGGCGCUAA
This is a messenger RNA of Cyphellophora europaea CBS 101466, 2295 nucleotides long. RefSeq lists its product as uncharacterized. Lineage: Eukaryota; Fungi; Ascomycota; Eurotiomycetes; Chaetothyriales; Cyphellophoraceae. The record is from RefSeq and is a predicted model, not a curated record. The transcript has 2 exons. Bases 1 to 2295 code for a protein of 764 amino acids.